Messenger RNA from Drosophila bipectinata, 861 nucleotides. RefSeq names its product Ser8 (gene Ser8). Gene Ontology annotation, molecular function: serine-type endopeptidase activity. NCBI's taxonomy places the organism in Eukaryota, Metazoa, Arthropoda, Insecta, Diptera, Drosophilidae. The record is from RefSeq and is a predicted model, not a curated record. Gene Ontology annotation, biological process: proteolysis.
UAAAACCAAGACACCACACUAAAAUGUACCUCCUCCAGAUAGUUGCUCUUCUGGGCUUCCUGGCCCUUGGAUAUGGCGCUGCGAUACCCACCGGCUUGGAGCCCCAAUCACCCCUGGAUGGCCGGAUUGUAGGGGGAGUAGCGGCCUCAAUUGAGAACCAUCCGUGGAUGGUUUCAGUUCAGACCUCGGGAUCUCACCACUGUGGAGGCAGCAUCAUCAGCAACACCAUCGUGGUGACCGCGGCCCACUGCCUCGAGUCUCCGAUCACAGCCUCCGUGCUCCGGAUUAGAGCUGGCUCUAACCGACGUUCCUACGGAGGAGUUCUCGUCCAGGUGGCGGCCUUUAAGGCCCAUGAGGGCUACAAGACGGCCUCCAAGGUCAACGAUAUUGCAGUGCUGCGUCUGCAGUCGAGCCUAACCUUCGGCUCCACCAUCAAGGCCAUCGCCCUGGCCACCGUCAGCCCCGCCAAUGGAGCAGCGGCCACAGUUACGGGCUGGGGAAAGAUCGCCUACAAUAGCUACACCUCCACCUCGACGCUGAACUACAUCGACACCCGGAUAGUGUCACGCUCGCAGUGCGGCAGCUCCUCCUACAGCUACGGAUCGAGGAUCCGGGAGAGCAUGAUCUGCGCGGCGAUAGCCAACAAGGACUCCUGCAAUGGCGACUCUGGCGGGCCACUGGUAUCUGGUGGCCAGCUGGUGGGAGUCGUCUCCUGGGGAGUGGAAUGUGCCGCGGCCAAGUACCCCGGCGUCUACGCCGAUGUGGCGGAGCUGCGGACAUGGAUCCUGCAAGCCCAAAAGACUGUCUAGAAUCUAGGCAAAAGUCAAGUGAAUAUUUUCAUUAAAAUUAAACUCAGUCGUA